This is a messenger RNA of Penicillium alfredii, 3309 nucleotides long. Its product is annotated as cation-translocating P-type ATPase. Bases 1 to 3309 code for a protein of 1102 amino acids. NCBI's taxonomy places the organism in Eukaryota, Fungi, Ascomycota, Eurotiomycetes, Eurotiales, Aspergillaceae. The transcript has a single exon. The record is from RefSeq and is a predicted model, not a curated record. Gene Ontology annotation, biological process: intracellular potassium ion homeostasis; potassium ion import across plasma membrane; proton transmembrane transport. Gene Ontology annotation, molecular function: ATP binding; ATP hydrolysis activity; P-type sodium:potassium-exchanging transporter activity. Gene Ontology annotation, cellular component: membrane.
AUGGACCCCCAAGAGACUCACAGCAAGUCCGAGCUCGAUGUCGAGUCUGCCAGUGAUCAGGCCAAAGAUGAUUCUGAUAGGACUGGACGCAGCAUGCGGAUCACAUUCGAGGAAUCCCAAUCUGCAGAUGGAACGCGGUCAAUCUACCAGCCUGCGCAGCUUGGACGCACUCGGUCCGUGAGUCGUGAUACAAUCCACAGCACCCACAGCAGCAUCCAAAAUGCCGCAGGCACCGCGGGGUUUCCUAUUGAAUUCCGAACCCUCUCGAUUCAAAUCUCCGAGUCCCAGAAUGCGACAAAGCAAGUGGAUGUGGAGGAGCAUAAGGAGAAGCAGACUCACCAGGACUACUUUGAGAGUCUGGAUUUUCAUACUCUCUCACAAGAGAAGCUGUGCCAGGAAUUCAACGUCGAUCAGCGUACUGGGCUCAGUGCCUCUUCUGCCGCCAAGCGCCUUCAGCGUGACGGCAAGAACGUCAUUGCCCACCACCGGGAGAACUACCUCAGGAAGAUCUUGUUCUAUGUCUUUGGUGGCUUUUGCUCGGUGCUCUGGGUUGGUGUUGUUAUCUUCUUUAUAUGCUGGCAACCUCUGAGCAACCCGCCCUCACCUACCAAUCUUGCCAUGGCCAUCCUGAUCAUCAUCGUCAUCACACUGCAGGCGAGCUUCUCGGCAUUUCAGGACUGGUCGACAAAGCGUGUCAUGAACUCGAUUUUGAACCUUCUCCCUGCAGAAGCUAUGGUGCUGCGCGACGAAAAAAUGAUUCGCCUCCCUACCACCGAGUUGGUUGCUGGCGAUAUUGUCCACAUUGGCAUUGGAAACAAAGUCCCCGCAGACAUGCGCAUUCUGCAGAGCUCCGGAGAUGUUCGCUUCGAUCGUGCAAUCUUGACUGGCGAGUCGGAAGAGAUUGAUGGCGCUAUUGACUCCACAGACACCAACUUUCUCGAGACGCGCAACAUCGCCCUGAUGGGAACCUGUGUGACAAAUGGAAACGCGAUUGGUGUCGUUGUACUCACUGGCGCCCGGUCUGUUAUGGGUCGCAUCGCAAAAAUGACGUCCGGGGUCAAGCAGAAGCCAACCUUGAUCCAGCGUGAGAUCACCCGCUUCGUCACAAUUAUCGUCUGCUUGACGGUCACCCUGGCCUUGUUGAUACUUUUCACCUGGCUGGGAUGGCUUCGCAGGGACCAUCCUACGUACAUGAGUGUGGUGGCCAUGCUAAACAAUGUCAUGGGCUGCGUGGUGGCUUUUAUCCCCGAGGGUGUACCUGUUGGCGUGGCCCUGACCCUUAUGAUGGUCGCCCGGCGCAUGAAGCAGACCAACAUCUUGCCAAAGGGACUGGCAACCGUGGAGACUCUGGGCUGCGUGAACGUGAUCUGCUCCGACAAGACCGGAACUCUGACCCAAAACCGCAUGUUUGUCAAGUCACUUGGCAUGGUGGAUUGGGAGUACAGUGUCGAGGACCUGGCUCCGGGUGAGUUCGGCACAUUUGACGUCCCGGAUGGCCUUGCAACUUUGCUACGUGCGUCGGCCCUCUGCAAUGACGCCAGUUUUGACACGACGACCUUGAGCUUGCCCGUUCAUGAGCGGGUUGUCAACGGAAAUGCCACAGAUGCGGCAGUGUUGCGGCUUGCGGACAGCGUGGGCUCAGCGGCACCAAAGGUUCUCGCUCCAUAUGAACGGGUGCACCAGAUCCCGUUCAAUUCCAAAAAUAAGUGGAUGCUUACCAUGCACCGAGACCCUGCUGUAUCUAAGGAAUACCUGGUCUAUGUCAAGGGAGCGCCAGAUGUGCUCUUGUGUCGUUGCACUUCCUACUGGUCUUCCAUACACAAUGGCGUCCGCCCACUGGAUGAAGAUGCCCGUCAGAAAUUCUCAGACUUUCAAGCGAAGCUGUCACGUCGAGCAGAGCGAGUAAUUGUCCUCUGCCAGCGGCACUAUGUGCCGCGUAAUGAGCCCGGAUCCAACGGGUUCAGCGACGAGAUCAUGAGUUCAGCGGUACAAAAUUUGACCGUCAUGGGAAUAUUCGGCAUCAUUGAUCCACCACGAACGGAGACAGCCCAGACGGUGGCGGCUUGCCGGCGUGCAGGAAUUCGGUUCUUCAUGGUGACUGGCGACUUUGGGUUGACUGCGGCGGCCAUCGCCCGCGCUAUCGGGAUCUACGAUGGGGCAGUUGAGCCAGACAAAAUCGAUGAUCUUCGAGAUACUAUCGAUGUUGCAGCAGAAGUCAAGAUGCCACGCUCGCGACAUAGUCUGCUUCUCGAGGGGCCUAGCCUCUCGUCAUUGACGGAAAAGGACUGGGACACGGUCUGUGGAUAUGACGAGAUCGUCUUCGCCCGCACGAGUCCCGAGCAGAAACUGCGGAUCGUGACAGAGCUCCAGGCACGCCGCAAGGUAGUUGCCGUAACAGGCGAUGGCGUCAACGACGCACCGGCGCUCCGAGCAGCAGACGUGGGCGUUGCUGUCGGUUCCGGCAGUGAUGUGGCCAUCGAAGCAGCCGACCUCGUCCUUCUCGACCGGUUCGACUCGAUCGUCGAAGCCAUCCGUCUGGGGCGGCUGGUCUUCCAGAAUCUGCAGAAAGUCAUCGCAUACCUGCUGCCAGCAGGUAGUUGGUCCGAGAUCUGGCCAGUGCUGAUGAACGUCUUCUUCGGGGUGCCGGCGCCGCUCAGCUCGUUCCUCAUGAUCAUCAUCUGCGUGUUCACAGAUCUCUUCCUGUCUCUGUCUCUGAUCAUGGAGAAAGAAGAAUUCGACCUCCUCAGCCUCCCGCCACGCCGUCCAGCCGCCGACCACCUCAUCAACCUCCGCAUCUACGGCCAGUCCUAUCUCUUCGUCGGCGUCAUGGAAGCCUUCAGCGCCCAUGCCAUGUUCUUCUUGUACAUGUACCGGCACGCCGGUAUUCCCUUCCACGAUCUCGUGUUUGCCUUUGAGCGCUACACCAGCGGCUUCCACGGCUACUCGCAGGACCAGCUGACCCAUUUCAACAACGUCGGUCAGUGCGUCUAUUUCGUCACCCUGGUGAUCAUGCAGUGGGGCAAUAUUCUGUCCGUCCGCAGCAAGCGCAUGUCUCUCCUCCAGGCUGAUCCCAUCCGCCCAGCCCGUCGCAAUCCCUGGCUCCCUCUGGCUAUGUUGAUAUCCCUCAUCAUUGCGAUCUUUGUGACCGAGGUUCCAGGCAUCCAGUCUCUCUUUGGUACCGCCUCCGUGCCCAUUGAGUUCUGGUUGAUUCCUCUCGGUCUGGCGCUAGGCAUCCUGGCUAUGGAUGAGCUGCGCAAGGUGCUGGUGCGCCUGUUUCCCAAUGGUCCGGUGGCGUGGGCUGCUUGGUAA